Molecule: messenger RNA, 2547 nt
Organism: Daldinia caldariorum
Lineage: Eukaryota; Fungi; Ascomycota; Sordariomycetes; Xylariales; Hypoxylaceae
Exons: 6
Coding region: 1-2547 (848 amino acids)
Source: RefSeq, a predicted model, not a curated record
AUGAAGUCCUUUUAUGGUGUCUAUCUGAUUUCUAUCGCUAUUCACAUAGUGGCAACGUUCGCAAACGGCUUCGGAGGAGGUGCUAAUAGAUUCGGGGGAGAUACUAAUGGAUUCGGAGGAGGUACUAAUGGAUUCGGAGGAGGCUCCAAUGGAUUCGGAGGAGCUGCUAAUGGAUUCGGAGGAGGCUCCAAUGGAGUCGGAGGAGGCUCCAAUGGAGUCGGAGGAGCUGCUAAUGGAGUCGGCUCCGGCAAGACCAACAACAACGCAUAUGGUUCCAUUACAUCUCCUAAGCAUGGCCAAAACAACCCUCACGACUCAAAUGGGGUCCGCUCCAUCGUGAACGCCAUUAAUUCAGCUAACCAUCAGAUUGGCACAGUAAAUCGCGCGAUACGAAGCCUCAGGAGUGGCGGCACUAUUGAGCAUCUGGACCUCGCGCUCCAGUCAUUAUCCUCUGCGAUAAGGACGACAUCUACUGUUAUUACUUCAGCCAGGUCCCUCCGCGAUGAUGAUUUCCAAACCAUACAUUCGUCCAUACGGCCAUUUCAUCAAUCUGUUGGCUCACUUGUAACGCGGCUAACGGGCAGGCGUGACACAAUAGCUCGACUCUGUGGAUGUCGUUCCAUACAAGGUUCUGUGAAUCAUAUACGAAUCUCAACUCGGGCUAUGUUUGACGGCAUUAAAACCCAUUUGAGGCACGGCGGACCUUCUCACGGCAGACAUGGCUUCGGAGAGUUUCAAUCUUUGGAUUCAGGAAUCGAGAGCUUCCUCAAUCACGGAUAUAAUUCCUUUGGCUUCGGCAACUGUAUUGACUUUGGAAGCAUCCCAUCAAUACCCAGCCCGUCCUAUACAAUUCAGACAAAUUCAUGGGCGCCCUCAGCAACCACAUAUUCCUCGACUGUAACUGAUUUCACAACAGUGGUUGUUACAGACACGAUUACAGACACGAUUACAGACACGAUUACAGACACGACUACAGACACGGUUACAGACACGACUACAGACACGGUUACAGACACAGUUACGGACACGGCUACGGACACGGCUACGGACACGGUUACAGACACGAUUACAGACACGAUUAUAGACACGAUCACUGAAACGGUGGUACAGACUUCGUGGGUAAAUGUCGACGAGGACGAGUACUAUAAAAGCGCCAAGCUCUGUAUCGACUACAGGGAUAUCCAGCUUAACCCUUACAAAUACUAUUACUUUAGGAAGUACCUUUACUUCCACCAUCACCAAGACAAUAAUAAGUACUAUAACAGGAUCAAGCUCUAUAUCGACCAUAAGGACAUCCCACUUAACCCUUACGACUACUAUUACACUGGAAAGUACGAUCACAUCCACACUACAACUACUUACACCAACUCUGAUGAGACAGUUACGUCAACAUUCACGUUGACUAAAACCGAUACUUCAGGAGCAUCUACAAAAACCUAUACGACAACUGUUACGAGUACGUACACGAGCCCAGGCAGUACAGCAACAGCCGUUUUUACACGAACAAAGACACGCACUGCGGGUAGCUCAAAUACUCAGUCUAGUACCGGUCUGGUGAUAGCCACAGUUACGAAAACCUAUACGGACCCUGGGAGCACAAUAACUUCAACCUUUACUACGACUGAAGUAGCUAAAGUGGCGGCAUCAACAAUAAAGACUUACACGUCUACUCUCACAAAUACGUUUACUAGAUCUGGUUCAACAUUCACAUCCACCGUGACGACAACUAGCACAGAGACGGUAGUAUUGGCAUCUGUAGCUGGUACUUCCACGUCAGGCAGUUCGGAUCCACCAGAGGUAACCUUGACAUUCACUAUCACAAGUACGAGGACAAGCACCCUCAGUGGAUCAGGAUCCGGCACGAGAACCUACACGUCGACAAUUACGAACACCCUCACGUCUACUCGGUUAAUUUCAACGAGGGGUACGGUAACCGGACUAGGUAUAAGUACUGGUAACGCGUCGGCUACCGGGACGACGGGUCCAUCCACAGCUGCUACUGUUACAAAUGUCUCGGAGGCGGGAACUGACGCUAGCACGCCGACACGAGGUGCAACAACGUACACGACCGUCAUAACUCGUACCUCCGGGAGCUUGACGACGACGUUCACGUCUACAGGCACGCGCGCCGUAGCAGCAGGCUCUACGUCUACAUCUACUGCGACGGGUAUGGCUAACUCACUCGCUACGGCAACCGCGGCAAACCCCUCGAGCGCGAGCGCUAGAAAAUUUACAUUUACGAGGUCGGGCUCGGUUAUUACAUUCACUAUCAAUUCCACUGGCCGGCGGAGAGCGACGUCCAGCGCAGGGAGCGGGACCCCCAGGGCCGGCAGUGGAAGUAGCACGGAUUCCGGGCCUGCUACCGUCACUGUUACUGGGAACGGAGAUACCGUUAUUUUGACGACGUCAAGCUCGCAGACCACUGCUGCUAGCACGACUAGCUCCACCAGCUCUUCCGGAGCGCGUAGGAAAGCCGAGCGUUCAAGAAGUGCGAAAGUCAUGGAAGGUGUAUUAUUCUUCAGUACCAUUCUACUUCUCCUUGCAUGA